Messenger RNA from Prunus mume (Japanese apricot), 1415 nucleotides. RefSeq names its product Ribosomal protein L4/L1 family. NCBI's taxonomy places the organism in Eukaryota, Viridiplantae, Streptophyta, Magnoliopsida, Rosales, Rosaceae. The record is from RefSeq and is a predicted model, not a curated record. Gene Ontology annotation, biological process: translation. Gene Ontology annotation, cellular component: ribosome. Gene Ontology annotation, molecular function: structural constituent of ribosome.
CUGCCUUCAAAACGACGUCGUUUUGAGCCAGGUUUUUCAAAAAACCAGAAAACCCCAUCAGCAGCCCUAUCUACCCGAUUCUAAUCCCCGCCCCAGCAGCAGCAAUUCAUUGAUUUUCUGCGUCCGCCACUGUUUGAGAAAGCUGGUUUGUGGAUGUAGAUAACCAGUUGAAUAUAAUUCGGCCAAGCCUUGGUGGUGUUUUUAAGUAUGGCUUUGUCGGUAUCCAGAAGGCUUUUACGCUCAUUUGGCUCCGUCUUAGCAUCGGGCCGCUGUGACUCUCCAAGUAGUUUAUAUCCAUCACUUCAUGCUUCUCUUGGGGUUGUCUCUCCUGAAGAAUUCUCAGCUGUUUCCAAGGCUGGAUCGUCUUUUCUAGCCAAUCGAAGGCUUUCAACUUCUAUCCCAUCUCCAGAAUCAAGUGGAGGAGCAUUUCCCUCUAAUUUAUUGUCUGCAAAGCCUGUGGUCGCUUCAGAGCGUAAUAUAGGACUCUAUCAAGACCUUGUAAUUCCAGUGACAAAUUUUCAUAAUGAAGAUAAAGGCUUCACAGUUUUGGCUGGUGAUGUUUUUGAUGUACCUAUUAGGAAGGAUAUCAUUCAUCGGGUUGUACUGUGGCAGCUAGCAAAACGGCAACAGGGAACACAUUCAACAAAAACUAUUAGUGAGGUUAGUGGGACUGGGAGAAAACCAUGGAAUCAGAAGGGUACUGGUAGAGCGAGGCAGGGAUCAUUGCGUAGUCCCCAGUUCAGAGGAGGUUCCACAAUGCAUGGUCCUAAGCCACGAAGCCAUGCUUUUAAGCUGAAUAAGAAGGUCCGGCGUCUAGGGCUAAAGAUUGCUCUGACAGCUAGAGCAGCAGAGGGAAAGCUUCUAAUUUUUGAUGAUUUUGAGGUCCCCACACAUAAAACCAAGAAUAUAGCGAACUACGUCCAGCAAAUGGAGGACUCCAAGAAACUUCUGCUGGUGGAUGGUUUCUUACCUGAAAAGCUCAAGUUGGCUACACAAAAUUUACAUUAUGUGAACGUGCUGCCCGCAGUAGGUUUGAACGUCUACAGCAUCCUGCAGCAUGAUACACUAGUGAUGUCCCGUACUGCUGUAAAUGAAAUUGUUGAGCGGAUGCACACUCCAAUUAAACGUUGAAGUAAAAGAAGGCUUUUGUUUUAACUCGGGAUCGAUAGGAACCAGCUUUUGCUUUUGAUGGAGCUAAAAGAAGGCCAAAGCUUUUAGCCAAAAAAUAAUGUGUUGUUUUUGUUACGAUAUGCAAAUUCCGGUGUUGAAUAUCAGUGAGAUUUCGUAGCUUUUAAAUUGCUCUACACCUGUAUUGUCAUGAAGCCGAGUUACUUUAUGGGGUCGUCAUUAUUUUUUUUGGUAAUGAUUUAACAAUUUUCUCUAAUGCAUCAGAUAUGAAUCAUUGUUUCUUUUUC